Messenger RNA from Pseudovirgaria hyperparasitica, 6654 nucleotides. RefSeq lists its product as uncharacterized. Gene Ontology annotation, cellular component: nuclear body. Gene Ontology annotation, molecular function: transcription termination site sequence-specific DNA binding; helicase activity. The record is from RefSeq and is a predicted model, not a curated record. Lineage: Eukaryota; Fungi; Ascomycota; Dothideomycetes; Acrospermales; Acrospermaceae. Gene Ontology annotation, biological process: termination of RNA polymerase II transcription. Bases 388 to 6180 code for a protein of 1930 amino acids. The transcript has 3 exons.
UGACAAGUGAUCCAACAUGAGUCUUGAACCUCACUUACUUGUAUGAGACUUUGAUUGUGAUCACCACUACUCCUUUGACCCCUUUGAAGCCGUGAGAGUCUAACGCUUGACUUCCUCUGGACUGGACGCUUGAGCCCUAAUGAACUUCGUCUAGUUCUUUCUCGAUCUCAGUUGCUAUUCCUCAACAAAGGCCUCUAGCUCACCUAUAGGGCUUUCCGGACCGCUCAAAUAUCAUACGCAUCCUUAUAAGCCUUCUCAUAGCGCACUAAAUACCCAUCGCACACUCAUCUCCGCCCGGAAGAAUAUGGCAGUGACCUGCAACUCGUACUGGUGACUGGAUACGGCAGAGCUGACGGGUACUUUGUAUCUACAAUCUUGCAGCGCAACAUGGCAGAUGUAGUUCAAAAAUUGAAUAUACUCGAAUCCUUGCCUCGAAAUCUACAUCUCUUCUGCCCUAGAUCUGACGAGGGGGAAGAACAAUUCUUCUAUGAUGAGGAUCUCGGUGAUAAAGUGGACACGGAAACUGAAGAGGCGCGAAAUAAGAGAAAGAAAGCCAUCACUGCCGCAGAGGAGAGACGAGACAUUGCUCUAGGAUGCACUCUUAUCUGGGCAUAUGACGGGGAUGAUGCAGCUACGUACGGCCAAAAGCUAAAAGAUCGGCUGACCAAGCAGUUGAUGUCUUGUGAAGUUUGCAUUCGGGUGUAUCACCAGGGGCGGCAGACCUUGAAAUCUCAACUUGGGGCUGACUACGGUGAAGAUGAAGUGACACGCUUUCUAGAAGUAUUUGACGAUAUCAGUAUACACCGCAUCACAGAAGGUCUGGGGCUUGCUGCACGAGAAAUAAGCAACUUACCACCCGAGAAACAUCACAUCAAUUAUCUCAGCCAGCAAGCAUUAUUCUCAGUCUUUGAAGCCCUCAGUUCCCCUGAGUUUCUCACAGACGAGAAAGCCAUGUCUGAACACUUUGACGAUGUCUUCAAACAGGUACAGACAAAGAGACGUUUAAAGCUCAAUGUCUUUGUCCCAGCUAUGACAACUUUUUUGUUUAGUUCAAACGAUGCCCGGGCGGAAUGGGCGAUAUUCACCUGGACAAAAAUGAAGCGGUCACCCACUAAACUCGAAUUUGACUGGGCAAUCCGAACUCCACUGCACAAGGCUAUGUUGCACGUCCAAAUGUAUUGCCUUGAGGUUCCAUUCUUGCCUGCGUUCUGGCAGGGCGCUCGCCUCAUAAUAGAGCGCUUGAAAAAGGACCUCAUAACUCAUUCCUUGCGUGCACUUGAUAUCGACAUAUACAGACUUGCACUCGAGCAUCUCUCUGUCGAUUCAGAUUGUUUUCCUGAGCUGAUUGGAGCGAUCAAAGUCCUGCUUGUGAAGUCACCGAAGGACUUUUGGGAGGCUAUGGGAGCUGUGUCAACGAGCACGUUUGCAGAACAAAUCUUUAAGAAUAAAUACCUUAAUCGACAGCUCUUAGGGACUCUCGACUCGCGGAAGCUCGGGGAGUAUUUUGGAUGGGUUCAGCCCGUCAUAGAGUCGAUCAAACCUACAAACCUAGGACCUCUUUGCGACACACUGGCCUCGCAAUUCCUUGGACGCUUUCAGUCUGACGAAUUUGCGCACAGCUGCAGGUCUCAUUGCCAACUUGAAGGUAUGACCGUCCUCCUCUUGUGCUUGGAGGCUAUGAAUAAGACAUUCCCACCAAUUUCAAGCACACCCGGGGUUCUUGGAAACGCAAGUGUAGCACAUGCCCUCAGAAUCGUGGAUUCUCAUGCACAUGUCAUACUCGAGACUAUCAGCGGGAACAAUGUGCGAGGUGAUAUGCUGAGUUUUGGCCUAAAUGUCGUAGAAGAAGCUAUACGUUUGGACUGUUUAUCGUUGAAGGCAACAGGUCGGCAACUAGAACAAGGAAAGCCUACCGAUGCUGUAAUUGACAAGAAUGACACUCUUGUCUGGAAGCCAGUGGUAGCUGCCAUCAAGGAGCCUCAGAUUGGACUGCCGGGAAGAACUCUUCUCGGCUCAUCUAUCCUUGUCGGAUUGGAACCAUUCAAAAAGAAGAACCCGUCUGAAAUGACUAAAGAGAUGAGACAAUUUAACGAUAAGUUUGACACACUCUCUCAGCACAUCUGUGAUGUCUUAUACAAGCUCAGCGAGUUUUCGCCAUCUCAUCUUGAUCAUCUUUUCGAGGAUUCAGAGCUUGCAUCUGGCGUACUGUCUCAUCUCUUUUCUUCUGGUACAGAGCCUUACCAAGGAGUUGUAGAGUUGAUGAAAGUUGUUAGCGGUAAAGACACGCGCAGCGAAGCCUUGAAUCAUUUUCUCCAGGCCUUUUAUUCGAACACAGUCUCUUGUAUCUCGGGGAACUUGAAGCGCAUUAUUGACAGCCAGGUUUUCGCCCCAACUCCAACACUCCUUAAGAUAUGCGCCGAUAUGGUAGAAAACCUUUGCAACUCCCAAAAUGGUCUUCUCCGAUCACAGCCACUUUCUCGCGAGGAGGCUACUGCCACGGAAACGUUCUGGAGGUCACUCUGGAGUUCCUUGCUGAUGAUAUUUGAACGAACAGAGCAAUGGAGUCAGCUCGGUUAUGAUAAGAACAUGAUGAUCGAAUAUUGCCGCGAUACCAUGCAGCUGGCGGAGGACGUCUUUGACCAGUACAGCAUAUUUGUUUCUGCAAUUGCCGCUGCCACAAGCUCCGAGAAAAAGGAUGUCCACCGUCGCCUCAUAUUUGGGCCUACCAGAACGUACAAAGCCAUGGUGAAAUGGCUCCGUCUUCGCGAUGAGUUUCUCAUUACGAAGUCUGUCAGUUUGACCAGCAAAUUGCUCAGAAGAUUAAAGGGUGGCUCAGUCGAAGUUGACGAUCGCCCUCUCAUAUACGUCGGAGAAGUCAUCACUGGAGUUAUCAAGUCAAACCUAAGUGCCAUACAGAAAGUUGAGAUCCAAACAGCUCUAGAGGCCUACUAUGGGAAGCCGUUCCAAGCCCCCCAGGAUGAGAUAGCGAGGAAUCAUAAACAAAAAACCAUUGGCUCCUUCUUCAAGUCAGAGCCGAGAUUUAGUGAAAGCAGGGCUGCUUCUACAGUCUCAUCUGACAAUGAAGAUUUCAGUGGUAUUGCGGCCUACCGGGCGAAGGAGGCCCAGAGGAAGAAAAGUGCCGCGCUUCCGACUCGGCCUUCAAAAUUGAAAGAGACUACACAAUCAGAGUUCAUGAAAAAACGACAAGCUGAGAAACAGGCACAGGAGAGGCAGAGGGCUGCGGCCAUUGCAAAAGCUCGUCAGAGCAGCACAAAGUCGGUUGAAAAGGGUACUGGAAUAUAUGUUUCGUCUGAGAGCGAAGGAGAUGAUGAACUUGAUGCAGCACUUUUUGGUAUCUCGAAAAAGCCCAAGAAGGAGAGGAUCACACCUGACAACAAACUUCGGGAUACCAUGGCCGGGCUUCCGCAGGGGCCGAUUAAGGUGCAGAAACGUGUGCGCUCAGCGAAAGACAUGCGUGCACGGUUGGCACCCGAUUUGUCACCUCUACACAAAGAGAUCCUCGGCUGGGACUAUUUUCAUGACGGCGACUUUCCUCCCAAGUCCGAAUCCGACCUUUAUCAGCAAGUGUCUGAUUCCUUCGAUGAGCCAUCUGCUUAUACGAAUGCAUUCCGACCAUUACUCCUAUUAGAGGCCUGGCAAGGAUUUGUCAAAGCACGGGAAGAGGGAGGUUUCAAGGCGUAUGAGAUCAAGGUCGUCACUCGAUCUAGUGUAGACGCUUUCCAAGAGUUCAGUACGACCAUGAGUCAAAAUGUCCACAAGGAUGUUGGUCUGUCUGAAGGAGACGUUGUAUUGUGCUCGAAAGAUAGUAAUCCUUCUGAGGCGGCUCAUGCAGCACAUUGCCUUGCACGGGUGUAUCGAAUGAAGCGUCAAAAGGGUAUGUUGGAAGUGUCAUACAGGGUCUUACCUGGAAAUAAACUCCAGUCCAGCCUCAAUCCAGGGAGUCUUAUAUGGGCCGUCAAAGUCCAGUCGAUCACUCCACUUGAGCGUGAGUUCGGCGCUCUAUCGGGUCUACAGUUUUACGACCUAUGCGACGAGAUUAUCCAGGCGAAGCCUUCCCCGCUACUGUCUUAUAGUGACAAGAUUCUUCGGCCCAUUAUGAGCAACUAUACGGUAAACACAGCGCAAGCUAAAGCAGUACAAUCAGCGAUCGACAACGACGCUUUUACACUCAUACAAGGGCCUCCCGGAUCUGGGAAGACCAAAACAAUUGUAGCGAUUGUUGGUGCACUUCUUAGUGAGAACGGUUCCGCGCGACCAAAGACCAUUACAGCGUCGGCGACGAAUGGUAGUUUACCACAGCGAAGUCUCAACACGGUUGCGAAAAAGCUACUCGUCUGUGCACCCAGUAAUGCUGCAGUGGAUGAAUUAGUAAUCCGAUUUAAAGAUGGUAUCAGGAGCAUGUCGGGUCAGCAUCGUAAAGUGAAUGUUGUGCGAUUGGGUCGCUCCGACGCUAUAAACGCGAGCAUCAAGGAUGUGACUCUAGAUGAGCUUGUCAGCGCAAAACUUGGGGUCACAGCUAAUACUAAGGGUCGGGAAGACGGACAGAAAGUCUUCAAGGAACACUCGGAGAUCUCUGCGAAACUGCGUGAAGCACGUUUGGAUUUGGACAAGGUAGACACCGGAGAAAUCAAAGGAGAUGAGGCCAAGAAGGCCAAGGACAAUUUUGAUAAUCUGCGGCGCAGGAAAGCUCAGCUUUCAAAUCAGAUUGAGAGCUUCAAAGACGCUGAAAAAAAUCUUGGUCGCGAGGCUGAACUGAAUCGAAAACGUGCGCAACAGCAGGUACUAGACGAAGCACACAUAAUCUGCGCCACGCUUAGCGGAAGUGGACACGACAUGUUCCAGAGUCUCAGUAUUGAAUUUGAGACUGUCGUCGUGGACGAAGCCGCCCAAUGCGUAGAGAUGAGUGCCAUCAUUCCUCUCAAGUACGGGUGCUCUAAAUGUAUAUUGGUGGGCGAUCCCAAACAACUUCCUCCCACCGUGUUUUCGAAGCAAGCAUCACGUUUCCAGUACGAACGAAGUCUCUUUGUCAGAAUGCAGGGUAAUCACCCCGACGCCGUCCACCUUCUAGAUACUCAGUAUCGUAUGCAUCCGGAGAUCAGCGCAUUUCCUAGCGCUAGUUUCUAUGACGGGAGGCUUCUGGAUGGCGCAGAUAUGGCAUCUCUUCGUAAACGACCUUGGCAUGAUAACCCUAUCCUCGGUCCUUACAGAUUUUUCGACGUCAAAGGGCAGCACUCGGCAGCACCAAAAGGUCACUCGCUCAUCAACAUCGAGGAGAUUAAUUUUGCGCUUCAACUAUACGAUAUGCUCAACACCACCUACCGCGGAGGCUUUGAUAUCAGGGGAAAGGUCGGCAUUAUUACGCCUUACAAAAGCCAAUUGCGUGAGCUCAAGUCUCGAUUCUCCCGGCGCUAUGGGGAAGAGAUCUUGGAGAAUGUGGAGUUCAACACCACCGAUGCAUUCCAAGGUAGGGAGAGCGAGAUUAUUAUAUUCUCAUGUGUGCGAGCAUCUCCUUCUGGAGGUGUUGGUUUCUUGCAGGACAUCCGCCGCAUGAACGUUGGUUUAACACGUGCGAAAUCAUCUCUGUGGGUACUGGGAAAUUCACAGUCACUUUCACGAGGCGAGUACUGGAAUAAACUCCUGCAUGAUGCCAAAAAACGAGAUCGCUAUACGGACGGCAACCUGGCCCAGGCUAUCAAGUCAGCUGAGUCAAAGUCGGCAAAAGGAAAUCAUUCGCAAGAAACGCUCCCGAAUGCAUCAGGCGAUGGUCAGGCUAGAGCACUCUACAAGUCUACUCUACCAAAAAGUGAUAGUUUAUCUCAUCGUUCCAGUGAGACUAGUAUGCAGUCUGCCAAAAUCAAGAAGGAAAACAAGAAUGUCGAGAAAAGAGAGCCUUCCCUGGGCGACCAUGACAACAAGCCUGCAAGAAUCAAAACCGAGGCUAGAUCCGAAUCACCCAUGGAUAUCGACAUCUUGAGUGAUCUUAACUCGCAUCUCGCUGGAGGUGCUAGUGAAGCAGGAGUGAAGCAGGAUGUUCCCGAGCCGAAAAUCAAGACUGAGCAAAAUCAAAAUCAACUCACCCGACCACGGGUACUAAUUAAAAAGCGGAAGGACGUUGAUCCUUUCAUGCCGAAGCAAAACAAGAAGCCAAGGCCCACUUGAUAAUAGAUUUAUUGUGGUCAACAGUGACAUGUCAAAAGCAUUAGUGGAAUAACUUGGCAGCAUCUUGAGGCGUUCUGGACUUGAUAUUGGUGUCAUUAGGUCACGACUGCGUACAGUACUUACAGAUCGAGAUGUCAUUCAGGCUGCAUCGUAAAUUCCCAUUGGCCAUAAUAAGCUAGAAUUAGCUCAUUUAGGACUCUACCAUACCCCUUGCAACGAUAGUGUAGCUAGAGUCCAUAGUCAGAAGGGGCUUAUCACACGCCGGUAUAAUGCGUCACCGUUGUGUUGCUCUGUCGCGAGCAUCACUGCAAAAGCGCCAACCACUCAAGUUUCCCUGACAUAUAGAUACCUUCACCUUUCCGAGUGAAGUUUGUUCGUAUAGAGUACAUCUUGUCGGUCUAUAUACUCAAGUUGCCUCUUUCUCGAUGGUCAUUGACAGCCAAAACUGCUUUCCACUAGCCCCUGAAUCCGUAG